UGAUCAUUUUAUCAGAGUUGUCUCAACUUGCAAAUAUAAAACAAUCCAACUUAAACCAUGAAGUGUGUAAUCAUUGCCUUGCUUGCCGUAUUGGCCGUAGCCUCUGCAGGAUUAGCUCCUUUGGCUUAUAGCACUCAUUAUGCUGCUCCAUUAGCUUAUUCAACACCAUAUAGUUACCCAUAUGCCUAUAAUGUGGCUCCAGUUGUAGCACCUGCUGUUUCUGUUGCUUCAUCUGGAUACGUUGCUGCUACUCGUGGAUCUUUACACGUUGCUCCAUUACCAGAAGGUCCAUUCGCUUCCAGCCAACAUAUCAAUACCGCCCCAGCACCAGGAACAUUUUAAUUUCUCUUAAGUCUUAAGCAAUAAAAUAACAAAAACCAAACA
Molecule: messenger RNA, 384 nt
Organism: Onthophagus taurus
Lineage: Eukaryota; Metazoa; Arthropoda; Insecta; Coleoptera; Scarabaeidae
Product: adult cuticle protein 1-like
Source: RefSeq, a predicted model, not a curated record